Messenger RNA from Jatropha curcas, 3861 nucleotides. Its product is annotated as AP-2 complex subunit alpha-1. Lineage: Eukaryota; Viridiplantae; Streptophyta; Magnoliopsida; Malpighiales; Euphorbiaceae. Gene Ontology annotation, biological process: clathrin-dependent endocytosis; intracellular protein transport. The record is from RefSeq and is a predicted model, not a curated record. Gene Ontology annotation, cellular component: AP-2 adaptor complex; membrane coat. Gene Ontology annotation, molecular function: clathrin-cargo adaptor activity.
GGAGGAGUAAAUAGUAAAAUAAAAGUCGUCUCCCGCAUUCCCCCGACGGCUUUUCCAAAUUUUCCCCUCAGUCCACCUUCUCCUUUCUCUCUCUAAAAAACACACAUUUUUGUCUCUCUCUAGAUCACAGCAGUCUCCUUCUCUUUCUCUCUCUAUCGAUUCUGCUUCAAGUUCUACAGUCAGAUCUCCGGCGAAGAUCUGUCUCUUUUUAGAUCUCAUUAUCUCUGUUUUUGCUUUUGGUUCCCAAACUUAGACGGAAGAUUUGGAAAAUUCGGAGCUGGAAGAGAAGGUAAGCGAACCUCUCUUGCUGGAUCUGAGAGGAAAUGGCGCUUUCAGGUAUGAGAGGUCUAUCUGUGUUUAUCAGUGACAUUCGCAAUUGCCCUAACAAAGAGCAGGAGAGGCUUCGUGUUGAUAAAGAGCUCGGCAAUAUCCGUACUCGCUUCAAACACGAGAAGGGUUUGAGUCCUUAUGAGAAGAAGAAAUAUGUUUGGAAAAUGCUUUAUAUUUAUAUGCUGGGUUAUGAUGUAGAUUUUGGUCACAUGGAAGCUGUUUCCUUAAUAUCUGCACCGAAAUACCCAGAAAAGCAGGUUGGCUAUAUAGUGACAUCAUGUUUGCUCAAUGAGAAUCAUGAUUUUCUGAGGUUGGCAAUAAAUACUGUACGCAAUGACAUUAUUGGUCGAAAUGAAACAUUUCAGUGCCUGGCAUUGACUAUGGUCGGGAAUAUUGGUGGCAGAGAAUUUGCUGAAUCAUUAGCAGCAGAUGUUCAAAAGUUACUUAUUUCUAGCAGCUGUAGACCACUUGUGAGAAAAAAGGCUGCAUUAUGUCUGCUGCGCUUGUAUAGGAAAAAUCCUGAUGUUGUCAAUGUAGAUGGCUGGGCGGAUCGGAUGGCUCAACUGUUAGAUGAACGUGAUCUUGGUGUUUUGACAUCUUCUAUGAGCCUUCUUGUUGCUUUAGUAUCCAAUAACCAUGAAGCAUACUGGAGUUGUCUCCCAAAGUGUGUUAGGAUAUUGGAGCGACUUGCUAGGAACCAAGAUAUUCCCCAAGAGUACACUUACUAUGGAAUUCCGUCUCCUUGGCUUCAGGUUAAGACAAUGAGGGCCCUUCAGUAUUUUCCAACUAUCGAAGAUCCUAAUAUAAGAAGAUCAUUGUUUGAGGUCUUGCAACGGAUACUAAUGGGAACUGAUGUGGUAAAAAAUGUAAAUAAGAACAAUGCAGCACAUGCUGUUCUCUUUGAAGCACUUGCUCUUGUCAUGCAUCUUGAUGCUGAAAAAGAAAUGAUGUCGCAAUGUGUUGCACUGCUUGGGAAGUUUAUUGCUGUGCGUGAACCAAAUAUCCGAUAUCUUGGCUUGGAGAAUAUGACUCGCAUGUUGAUGGUUACGGAUGUGCAAGAUAUCAUUAAAAGACACCAGGCUCAAAUCAUCACCUCACUGAAAGAUCCUGAUAUCAGCAUUCGACGGCGUGCUCUUGAUUUACUUUAUGGUAUGUGUGAUGUUUCAAAUGCAAAGGACAUAGUGGAAGAACUGUUGCAGUAUCUAAGCUCAGCAGAUUUUGCAAUGCGUGAAGAAUUGUCUCUUAAAGCUGCUAUUCUUGCAGAGAAGUUCGCCCCUGAUUUAUCUUGGUAUGUGGAUGUGAUCCUACAGUUAAUUGACAAAGCAGGAGAUUUCGUUAGUGACGACAUAUGGUUUCGUGUUGUGCAAUUUGUUACAAACAACGAGGACCUACAGCCUUAUGCAGCAGCAAAAGCCAGGGAGUAUCUUGAAAAGCCUGCCAUACAUGAAACAAUGGUCAAGGUCAGUGCUCAUCUCCUUGGAGAGUUCAGCCACCUUUUGGCCAGACGACCUGGUUGUAGUCCUAAGGAAAUAUUUAUGAUGAUACAUGAGAAGCUUCCUACUGUAUCAACAUCUACCAUUCCAAUUCUUCUUUCAACAUAUGCUAAAAUCUUAAUGCACACUCAGCCUCCUGACCAGGAACUGCAAAACCAAAUCUGGGCAAUAUUUAACAAAUAUGAGAGCUGCAUUGAUGUUGAAAUACAACAACGAGCAAUCGAGUAUUUUGCAUUAAGUAGGAAAGGUGCAGCUCUAGUGGACAUAUUGGCUGAAAUGCCUAAAUUCCCUGAGCGACAGUCUGCACUGAUUAGAAGAGCUGAAGACACAGAAGUUGAUACUGCAGAACAAAGUGCUAUUAAGUUGCGGGCCCAGCAACAUAUGUCAAAUGCUCUGGUUGUGACUGACCAACGCCCUGCAAAUGGGCCACCACAGAUUGUUGGCCCGCUUAGUAUUGUCAAAGUGCCCAACAUGAGUGGAGAUGUGGACCAUACUUCAGCUGAACAGGGAUUAACCCAGGCAAAUGGAACUCUGAGCAAGGUAGAUCCUCAACCUUUCUCACCAGAUCUUCUUGGUGAUCUUUUGGGCCCCCUGGCUAUUGAAGGCCCUCCUGGAGCUGCAGUUCAAUCUGAUCAAAAUGCAGUCUCUGGACUGGAAGGUGUUCCAAGUGUAGUGGAUACUAAUGCUAUCGUUCCUGUUGGAGAGCAAGCAAAUUCUGUUCAGCCAAUAGGGAAUACCAGUGAAAGAUUUUAUGCUUUAUGCUUAAAAGAUAGUGGUGUCUUAUAUGAGGAUCCGUACAUUCAGAUCGGUAUAAAAGCGGAGUGGCGGGCACAACACGGCCGUCUUGUUCUUUUCUUGGGAAACAAAAAUACUUCUCCACUUGAUUCAGUUCAAGCUCUAAUAUUGCCUCCUGCCCAUUUAAAAAUGGAGCUUUCGUUAGUACCUGAAACAAUUCCUCCACGGGCACAGGUACAAUGUCCACUUGAAGUUUUGAAUCUCCGGCCAAGCAGGGAUGUUGCUGUUCUUGACUUCUCCUACAAGUUUGUUACCAACAUGAUCAAUGUCAAGCUUCGCCUUCCAGCAGUCCUGAACAAAUUUCUUCAGCCUAUAUCGGUGUCUGCUGAAGAGUUCUUUCCUCAAUGGAGAUCACUUUCAGGGCCGCCUCUAAAGCUUCAAGAAGUAGUUAGAGGCGUAAGACCACUACCUCUUGUUGAAAUGGCAAACUUGUUUAACAGUUUCCGAUUGAUGAUUUGUCCAGGACUUGAUCCAAAUCCUAAUAAUCUGGUUGCAAGUACAACCUUCUACUCAGAGAGUACACGGGCGAUGCUUUGCCUGGCACGCAUUGAAACUGAUCCAGCAGAUAGAACCCAGUUGCGAAUGACAGUUGCCUCAGGGGAUCCCAUUCUAACAUUUGAGCUGAAGGAGUUCAUCAAGGAACAAUUGGUUAGCAUUCCUACGGCACCUCGUGGACCUACAGCACCACCACCAGCACCUUCAGUAGCACAGCCAACUAGUCCAGUGGCACCUUCGACAGAUCCUGGGGCCUUGUUGGCUGGUUUGCUGUGACAAUCUGGAAGUGAUUGAUGCGUGAAGAUUUGUUCAAUAUACACUUAUAAACGUGAUUUAUACAGCAGUCCCACCAAAAUCGAUCCCUCGAGUCAAAGUGGAAGAUCAGGAAAUUCAUUAUGCAAGGGCUGGCGGAAUUUAAGGGGGAGCUAAAUUGUGGUCGGCUUAAUUUGUGGAAUUCAAGAAAAAGGGGGGGUUGGUCGGGAUUUUGAGAUUCUUUUGCACAAUUGUAAUGUGCUUAGUGAGGUUUUUUCUUCUUGGGGUGAGGGUAUUUUUUUCUUUAAAUUUUCUCCUAUCAUUUUUCCCCUUUUCCUUUCUUCUUUUCCAGUUUAGCUGGAUUGUUUUCUGUACUAAAUGACAGCCUUUGUAAGAUAUUCACAUGAAGUAGAAUGAGUUGUAAUAGUUUGUAUUUGAUUGUUAAUGCAGAAUUAUGUUUUCAAUAAGAUCAAUUGUAGGGCAAUUUAUAGUUUUA